AUGAAGAUGAAAAACGUGGAAGGAGAUGAUGGUGCUAAAUACAUUACAAACGAUAAGUGUAAAAUAAGUGUUGAAUUUUCUCCCGCUGAUAUUAAGGGAUAUCUUCGAAAUUGUUUUUAUCCAACAGGAAAGUCAAUAAACAAUGACAACAGCAGACGACAGGAUAUGUCCUCUUCCUCGGCAGUAUACCCUUCCCUCACCCAUCCAUCCAUCCUUUCCUAUAAUCUGCCCACCCCGUCUGAACUGCAAUCUUUGGGACCGCUAGACAACCCGCCCUCUGUUAUGGCUAUAACUGAUUUCACUUCGCCGAUGGGACAUUACUCGACAGUUUACUUAUUUUUUCUUGAUUAA
Molecule: messenger RNA, 351 nt
Organism: Loa loa (African eye worm)
Lineage: Eukaryota; Metazoa; Nematoda; Chromadorea; Rhabditida; Onchocercidae
Exons: 3
Coding region: 1-351 (116 amino acids)
Source: RefSeq, a predicted model, not a curated record